Stylophora pistillata is the source of this 1338-nucleotide messenger RNA. RefSeq names its product malate dehydrogenase, cytoplasmic. Gene Ontology annotation, molecular function: L-malate dehydrogenase (NAD+) activity. Gene Ontology annotation, biological process: malate metabolic process. Lineage: Eukaryota; Metazoa; Cnidaria; Anthozoa; Scleractinia; Pocilloporidae. The record is from RefSeq and is a predicted model, not a curated record.
ACUCGUGCAGUCGUGUUGCGUGGCACGUUUGGUUCGAAUCUUAACGCCUGUUCUCGUAGUGGAGCUUAACUUUGGCGCCAUGGAGCCUUUGCGUAUUUGUAUCACUGGUGCUGCUGGACAGAUUGCUUACUCUCUACUCUAUUCUGUUUGCAAAGGAGAUGUGUUUGGAACUAAUCAGCCACUGAGUGUACUCUUGCUGGAUAUUGUUCCUAUGAUGCCUGUAUUGGAGGGUGUAGUGAUGGAAUUGCAAGACUGUGCCUUUCCUUUAUUGCAAGAGGUAAUUUCAACUUCUGAGCCAGGUGAGGCAUUCAGCAACAUUGAUGUGGCCAUUCUGGUUGGAGCCAUGCCACGAAAACAAGGAAUGGAGAGAAAAGAUCUUCUGAAAGCCAAUGCUAAGAUCUUUGUUGAACAGGGAAAGGCCCUGAAUCAACAUGCCAAGAAAACUGUCAAGGUGUUGGUUGUUGGGAACCCUGCAAACACAAACUGUAUGGUGGCCAAGAUGAAUGCUCCAUCCAUUCCACCUGAAAAUUUUACAUGCCUGACGCGGCUGGACAUGAACAGGGCAAAGGCACAGAUUGCGAGUAGAAUUGGCACCCAAGUUGAAGUGGUGAAAAAUAUCAUCAUCUGGGGAAAUCACUCGUCCACGCAGUACCCAGAUGUCAAUCAUGGAACUGUUCUUAUGUCAGAUGGAUCUGUGUCAAUCAGACAAGCUGUCAGUGAUGACACGUGGUUGAAUGGUGAAUUUAUUACAACAGUACAAAAGCGUGGUGCUGCUAUCAUUUCAGCUCGUAAGUUAUCCAGUGCCAUGUCAGCUGCUAAGGCAAUAUGUGAUCACAUGAGAGACUGGUGGUUUGGUACAGCUGAGGGUGAGUUGGUUUCCAUGGGGGUGGUGUCAGAUGGUUCUUAUGGAAUACCAAAAGAUAUUGUGUACUCAUUUCCAGUGAAGAUUUCCUCAAACCAUAAAUAUGAAAUAGUACAGGGUCUGGCCAUUGAUGACUUCUCACGUGAGAAAAUGGACGCCACUGCUAAAGAGCUUGUGGAGGAGAAGGAGAGCUGUCAGUCAUUUCUUGAAUGACUAGCAGCACCAUCUCAGUUAUGACUUCCAUACAACUUGAAGUACUGUAACUGCUGAAAUGAGCACCCUCCCUUAAGAUGCCUUGUCUCUACCCUUAAUUUAAAAUGCUAGCAUUGGUACUAAUUCUGGCUAAUUUUACUGGUACAAAAGAAAACUGUACUUGAAUGCCAUUAUUAGUGUCUGUGAUAAAUAAUGUAGGUUUUUCAAACAAAAUGUAUACUGCAGACAAUCUUCAUUAAAGUUCAACAACAGUUAGAAGGAAA